AUGCUGCUGGCUCUGCUGCUGCUGCUGCUGCUACUGCACCUCCGGGGCCGGGAGUCCACCAAUGGGCACCCACUGUACAUGCGCCUGCCCCCCAGCACCCUGCAAGCGCUGUCCGCCCAGGGGACGAAGGCGCUGCAGGCUGUCCAGAGAAGCGCCCGGGGGGCGGUGGCUCGCGCGGCCCUGGAGCUGCAGCACAGGCUGUCUGGCCCCACCCUGCGGGCCUCCCUCCUUCUCAGGGACAGAGGCGAGGUGGGGCUGCGGCCGGACGAUGCCUCUGACGGCCUCUGCGAGCAGGAUCUGGGCACCCCAGGCCUCAAGAUCUCCUCCUCCAGCAUCCCCUCGAGUCAGGUCCCCGGCAGCAUCGUGGGGGGCAGGGCGGCGCCUGGGGGGGCCUGGCCCUGGCUGGUGAGGCUGCGGUGUCCUGGGUGCGUCCGGUCCUGGGUGCUCACCGCGGCGCACUGCUUCGCGGGUGCCCCCAGGGAGCUUCUGGGGACUGUGACGCUGGCCGAGGGAUCCCGGGUGCAAGCCGAGGAGGUGCCAGUGGGCCGCAUCUUGCCUCACCCCAAGGUGAGAGGGCAGCUCCUAGGUCCUCGGAACUGAGAACAGCCCCCCACCCCGCGCCCCGUGGGCUGAGCGCCGCCCCCCUCCCCGACCUUCCACGGUGACCUGGCCCUGGUGCAGCUGUGGACGCCCGUGGGCCCCGCUGGGGCCGCGCCCGUGUGCCUGCCUCAGGGUGUCAGGGAGCCCCCCGGCACCGUGUGCCCCAUGGCGGGCUGGGGGGCACUCAUCGAAGACGGGCCUGAAGCUGAGAUGGUGAGGGAGGCCCAGGUGCCGCUGCUCAGUGCUGACACCUGCCCGAGGGCCAUGUUCGGUGCUGGUUACCUGGCAGGGGGCAUCGACCAUGCCAGGGGGCUCUGGAGACCCCUGACAUGUUCUGAACCUGGCCCCGCGCCCAGAGGUCCUGUAUGGAGUCACCUCCUGGGGGACGGAUGCGGGGAGCCGGGGAAGCCGGGGGUCCACACCCGCGUGGCUGUGUUCGAGGACUGGCUCCGGGAGCAGAUGAGCGCGGCCUCCUCCAGCCGCGAGCGCUGCAGGAGCUUCUGGCCCGGGGCGCCCCGAGGACCCGCAGGCCGAGCCGCCGCGCGCUGCGCCUUCUUCGCGCGUCCGUGUGAGGGGCGGGAGGGGCCGGGCCCGCGUCUGGCCGCCCCUGGGACGCGUCUCCCUCGCGCAGAGCUGCACUCGCUGGCGCGCGCCCUGCUGGGACCGCUGCGGGGCGCGCAGGAGCUGCUCCCCCGGGCCUGGGGAUCCUGCGUCUGGAUCCGGCCCCCGCUCGCCGCGCUCCAUGGCCCCGGGAGCCCCGGGAGCCUCCCCUGCCGGCUGCCCGCGAGCGGAGGCUGCACCCAGGCACCCCGCGCCCUUGCAGCCCGGCCCAGGCCCUGCGCUCCGUCCAGCCCCCGCGCUCCCCUACCCGGCUUCUCCCGGGAGACCGGCUGCCGGCGUCAAGGCUGCCCUGGGCUGGAGACCCUGCGCCAGAAACUGGCCUCCCUUCAGGACAGCCAUGCCUGGAUCCUGCAGGUCCCCUCGGAACGCCUGGCCAUGGACUUUCAGGAGGUCCUGGCUGACCUCCGCUCCAAGACACUGACAGGGCUCUUCCCAGCCCGGGUGCGGGCAGGCCUGGGGCGCCAGCCGGUGGUCUUCAGCAGCCUGGUGGGCCUGGAGACGGCCACGCUGGCCCGUAGCCCCCCGCGGUUGCUGGUGCAAGCCGUGCGGGCCUUCCGCUGGGCCGCUCUGGCAGAAGCAGAAACCGAGGCGGGCGUGGGUGUGAGGCAGGGCCAGUCUCUGGGGAGGGGCAGCCCCCACUCACUCAACCCUCAGACCCCCCCAGCCAAGCAGCCAUAG
Messenger RNA from Talpa occidentalis (Iberian mole), 1899 nucleotides. RefSeq names its product serine protease 56 (gene PRSS56). The record is from RefSeq and is a predicted model, not a curated record. NCBI's taxonomy places the organism in Eukaryota, Metazoa, Chordata, Mammalia, Eulipotyphla, Talpidae. Gene Ontology annotation, molecular function: serine-type endopeptidase activity. Gene Ontology annotation, biological process: proteolysis.